CAAAAUCAAAAUGAAUAUUUUUCAUGUGGAAAACUUUAUUCUUAACAAUAUUACUUUUAAUUAAUGUAAACUCCAAACUGGUUGCCAUCCAAAGAAAACAAAAACAUAUAACAGUAAAUCCCGUUAUAGCUGGAGAUAACUCUAAAAUUAAAGACGACGAAGUAACCUUUUAUCUAUACAACACAAAAGUGAACAACUAUAAAGUAAACGUCGAAGACAAUGGAAAAAAAUUUUACGAAAAAGAUGGGGUGAAAAUAUUAAUACAUGGUUGGGGUGGAGACAACGAAACUUUUUGGUAUUCCCCGAUGAGAAUUGCGUACGUUAAAAAAGGGUUUAAUGUUGUUUUGGUGGAUUGGAGCUUAGAAGCGCAAACGAAUUUUAAUAACGCCGUCAAUAAAAUACCAUUUAUAGCAGAAAUAAUAACUCAAUUUGUUAUUGAAUUAUCUAAAACGAUUGUUAUAGAACAAUUUCAUCUGAUUGGCCAUUGUCUUGGUGCUCAUAUUGCUGGAGUUGUAGGCAAAAAAAUGUUUUCUCAAAAUCAUGAAAAAAUAUGGAGAAUAACGGGUCUUGAUCCUACAGGGUUAAGUUUUAAUCAUAUAAAAGAUACAAAACGAUUAUCUAAAGAUGAUGCUGUACAUGUUGACACAAUUCUUACAGAUUCUGGAUUAAAUGGAAUGGGUUUAAAUCGCACCAUUGGGCAAAUUAAUUUUUUCCCAAACGGCGGAAUAGCUUCUCAACCGGGAUGUCUACGUUUUCCUUGUAGUCAUAACAGGGCUGCGCUUUAUUUUCAAGAAAGUAUAACUUCGAAAAACUUUAUUGCAAGAAAAUGUGACAACUUCUUACAUUAUACGAAUAAAAAAUGUUCCAAUAAUCUGGUUAAUAUACUGGGAGAUAAAACUUAUUUAGACGUAAAAGGCGAUUUUUAUUUAAGUACAUCGUCGCAAUCACCGUUCGGAUUAGGAGAUACUUAAGAUGUAACGUUUUUAUAAUUUAAAAAUAAAAUUAUUGGAAUUUUUAA
Onthophagus taurus is the source of this 1018-nucleotide messenger RNA. RefSeq names its product pancreatic triacylglycerol lipase-like. Gene Ontology annotation, biological process: lipid catabolic process. Gene Ontology annotation, molecular function: lipase activity; serine hydrolase activity. NCBI's taxonomy places the organism in Eukaryota, Metazoa, Arthropoda, Insecta, Coleoptera, Scarabaeidae. The record is from RefSeq and is a predicted model, not a curated record.